UUGUCGCGGUUGUCGUGUUGAGUGCGUGUGCGCACGAUAUAGCAAAACGACAGUACCACUGUUGCAAUUAUUGUUGUUGCUAUACUUAUUAAUUAUUACCAUAUACCGUGCACAGGUUGCGGGCUUGCGGCCGCGGAUCGCACGUGCGCCGCGCCGAAAUAAUAUUAUUAUCAUCGACGGCCACGCUCGUCUGGAAACUAUUUAGUGCAGUGAGCGCGCGUGCGCUUUCGCGUCCCACGUGUCUGCACGCGGCUUGCACGACACGAUCACAACACUAUUGACCUUUGCCCGUUCACCGGCCCCUCCAUUUCUCCCGCGCGCGGCGCCUCCCCCGCAGAAGCAGCAGCAGUGGCACUACGAAGCGUUUUGAACACGACUGCGACGCGUCAGUAAAGCGCGCGCGUGGUGCGUGUACUGCGGGCAGUGCGAUAUACGUUUCGUCGGCAACCAACGUUCGUCAAGCGGUUUUACGAUUUUUGGAUAUUAAUUGUAUAACUUAUGGUUGUUGUUAUUAUUACGAUUAAUUGAUGUCAUCAUAAUUCGUAAUACCGACGGCGUCACCGGACCAUUUUAUUGUAUUUUCCCCGAACACCGUAUUAAAGUCGCCCAAUAAGGAACACACGGAUUUUGAGUGCUGGCGUUCACGUUCUUCCACUUACUACAACAAUAUUAUAUUAUUUAAUAUUAUAAUAUUAUUUAGUAAGCUGUCGUCUCUGCUUCGGAUCGGGCCAGCGGAUAAAUAUCUGCGAUGAGAGUGGGCCGAAGAUAUUUUGAACUCAUGGUUUCUGUGAUCAAUCCAUCGUCGGAUCUAUAUCAUCACAGUCCCUUAGCACCUUUAGCGUCAUUCGACUCACCCGGUUCUGGAAUCGAAUCGUCCAGUACACAAUCGGAAAAAAAUUGUCCGUUCAAAGACUUCAUAUUAAAUGAUAAAUGGAGACGUAUAUUUGAUAAAUAUGACCCUGAAGGUUUUGGGGAAAUUCCGUGGAACGAUUUCUUGAUGUUAUUGAAUUCGUCGGAUUUCGUGAAAUCUAUAUCUCAGGAGAAACGUGAUAUCCUCCUUGAACGAGCUCGCCAAUCAAACACGUCUGCUAUAACUUUUCAAGAUUUCGUCAAUAUCAUGUCCGGCAAAAGGAGGCGGAGUUUUAAAUGUGCCAUUCAUCACAGGGACAAAGAAGUUAACAGCGAAAACGAUUUUCAUAUUAUAUUCCAAGAACCAACGUUACACCAAAAAAUGGUACGUCUAGUGGCAGAGGAGUUCUUGACGGAUGACAGAGAUCGGAAAUAUUAUGCAGACAAUUAUCGCUGUUGCCCACCGCCACUUUUUAUACUACUCAUUACAAUUUUUGAGUUGGGAACCUACCUAUAUUACUACUCUCUAACUUUGGGUUCUACACCUGCUCCCGGUGACAUAUGGGCAUCAGUCGCCGCUCCUGUGCCAAUGGACAGCGUGUUCAUAUAUAGACCUGACAAACGACAACAAUUGUGGAGAUUUAUGUUGUACAUGUUCUUACAUGUUGGUUGGGUCCAUCUGAUAUUCAAUUUGACUGUCCAAUUGCUUGUGGGUCUUCCAUUAGAAAUGGUGCACGGUUCACUCCGAAUAGGGGUUGUGUAUAUGGCUGGUGUGUUAGCAGGUUCCUUGGGUACGUCGGUCUUUGAUAGUAACGUUUAUCUGGUUGGCGCUUCGGGUGGAGUGUAUGCUCUAUUGGCUGCUCAUUUAGCUAACGUUAUGUUGAAUUACAACAACAUGGAAUUCGGAGUGUUUCGGUUGCUUGGCAUACUGUUCAUUGCCAGCGUAGACGUCGGCUUCGCCGUGUACUGUCGUUACGCCUUCGAACCAUCGUCGAACGCUCCUCCCGUCAGCUACGUUGCUCACAUAGCCGGUGCGCUGGCCGGUCUUACCAUCGGUCUGCUGGUGUUGAAAAACUUCGAGCAAAAGCUCCACGAGCAGCUGAUAUGGUGGUUCGCGCUCGGAGUGUACGCUAUUUGUACACUGUUUGCGGUCGUGUACAACGUGAGCCAUCCCUGUUGAGGAGACCGACCGAUCUACACACGGUCUACCAAUAAAUAUAUAUAUAUAUAUAUAUAUAUAUAUAUAUAUGAUAUAUAAUGUAUAAUGUAUGUGUGUGUGAGGCGAUGGAUACGGUGUGUGACGAAGUCCAAAGUUGUAACCGAGGAACACGUCAUGGCAUCAUUAAGCUGGUAGUGUGGGCGCCGGCCCAUCGCCGAUCUUACAUAUUUGUAUUCUUCCGCGUGUAAAAAUCUAUUCGUACUGUCCAAUUUUGUUCGUUUUUUCAUCUUCAUUAUUAUUAUUUAUUUUUAUUAUUAUUAUUUGUUUCCCUCACCUCGUUUGUGUUUAAUUAUUUCUACCUUGAUAUAUUAUUAUUAUAUAUAAUAUACAUAAUAUAUUGUGUCUGUGAUUUUUUCGCCAGAGUUUACAUUCAUCAUUAUAGGCAAUGUUAUGAUUAUUAUAAUAUUAUGCUGUAGACAUGCCUAGAUGUUUGCUACGCACGAUUCUGUUUAAAGUCCGAAAUAGUUGGUUGGGGAGGAGGUGGACACUGUUACAAUAAAUUAUUAUUAUAAUAAAUUUAGUUUUUUCGCUGUAAUAAAAAUUUAGUUUUAAAUUUUGCAUACAUAGAGUAUGAACAUUAAAAAUAAAAAAACACAGACAUUUAAAUUGUAAUUGUAAAUAAUUAUUUUAAUUUAAACAUUUUUUUAAUGCUUUAUUACAUUCACUGCCAGUUUUAAUUUAAUCGGUGGUUAGUUUUGAGUUUAAGUCUCUUGAGUCUUGAGUUAAAGUUCCAAAAAUACAUCCUGAAGUUUGGUGAGUACAAAUAGGCUGUGAUGUUUAUUUUUCAAACAGACAAACAUUUUCCUUAACUAUAGUUCCUCUGUACCACAUAAAACAAAAUUGCUCAACUGUGUAAAUUUACUAGGCAGUUAGUAUAAUAUCUGUAUAUUAGCACAAAACAAAACAACAGAUAAUUGUAUUGUUCGCAUUAAAAAACGAUGUUUGUAGUUGUAAAAAUAAAAUGUAAACAUUUUAGAUUGUAAAUAAGAAAAAUAUUGAUUCUUGUCAUAACACAAAUCUAGUCAUAAUUAUAUCUAUUUGUACUAUAUUAUAUAUUAUAAUAUAUAUAUAUUAUAUAUGUUUAAAAUAAUUAUUUAGAUAAUGCUUUAUGUUUAAUGUAUAAUUUUAUGUUACAAAUUUUUAAUAAAAAUAUCGAACUAAAUGUUUGACUUUACGAUUGCA
This is a messenger RNA of Metopolophium dirhodum (rose-grain aphid), 3250 nucleotides long. Its product is annotated as rhomboid-related protein 2-like. The transcript is spliced from 11 exons. Gene Ontology annotation, molecular function: serine-type endopeptidase activity. Lineage: Eukaryota; Metazoa; Arthropoda; Insecta; Hemiptera; Aphididae. The record is from RefSeq and is a predicted model, not a curated record. Gene Ontology annotation, cellular component: membrane. The coding region runs from base 749 to 2029 and encodes 426 amino acids.